Messenger RNA from Chrysochloris asiatica (Cape golden mole), 777 nucleotides. It is a transcript of the gene ALYREF, whose product is annotated as Aly/REF export factor. The transcript has 6 exons. Bases 10 to 777 code for a protein of 255 amino acids. Gene Ontology annotation, molecular function: mRNA binding. Gene Ontology annotation, biological process: mRNA export from nucleus. Lineage: Eukaryota; Metazoa; Chordata; Mammalia; Afrosoricida; Chrysochloridae. Gene Ontology annotation, cellular component: nucleus. The record is from RefSeq and is a predicted model, not a curated record.
GCGCCCGCCAUGGCCGACAAAAUGGACAUGUCUCUGGACGACAUCAUUAAACUGAACCGGAGCCAGCGCGGAGGCCGAGGUGGGGGACGGGGACGCGGCAGGGCCGGCUCCCAGGGCGGACGCGGCGGAGCUCAGGCCGCCGCGCGAGUGAGCCGAGGCGGCGGGCCCAUCCGGAACCGGGCGGCUAUUGCCCGCGGCGCAGCCGGCGGCGGCGGCAGAAACCGACCGGCGCCCUACAGUCGGCCGAAGCAGCUUCCGGACAAGUGGCAACAUGACCUCUUCGAUAGCGGCUUUGGAGGCGGUGCCGGUGUGGAGACUGGUGGGAAGCUGCUGGUGUCGAAUCUGGAUUUUGGAGUGUCGGACGCCGACAUUCAGGAGCUCUUUGCCGAGUUUGGAACCUUAAAAAAGGCUGCUGUUCACUACGAUCGCUCUGGCCGGAGUUUAGGAACAGCCGACGUGCACUUUGAACGGAAGGCCGAUGCUCUGAAAGCGAUGAAACAGUACAACGGUGUCCCUUUGGAUGGCCGCCCCAUGAACAUCCAACUGGUCACAUCACAGAUCGACACACAACGGAGACCUACACAGAGUAUAAACAGAGGCGGUAUGACCAGAAACCGUGGCUCUGGCGCGUUUGGUGGUGGCGGUGCCCGGAGAGGCAGCCGCGGAGGCAGCCGGGGACGAGGCAGAGGGAGCGGCAGAAGUUCAAAGCAGCAGCUCUCCGCAGAAGAAUUGGACGCCCAGUUGGAUGCUUAUAAUGCUCGGAUGGAUACUAGCUAG